Molecule: messenger RNA, 672 nt
Organism: Drosophila miranda
Lineage: Eukaryota; Metazoa; Arthropoda; Insecta; Diptera; Drosophilidae
Gene: Obp85a
Exons: 4
Coding region: 1-612 (203 amino acids)
Source: RefSeq, a predicted model, not a curated record
AUGUCAACGCGGGUACUGCUACUGCUGCAAAUUCUGCUGGUCUGCUUCUCUUCGCUGAUGAAUGGGGAGAUCAACUGCAAGGCAGACAGAAAAAAGGCAGCUGAUUUAUCCAUCAGGUGUUGUCGAUUAACUCGUCCCAGCCUGGACAAAGGUAAUGCAGAAUGCAAAAACUCUCUGAACUUACCCUCCGGCAGAAGGUUUAACUUUGCCGAACUCUACACGAUCAAUAUGUGCAUUGAGGAGUGCAACUAUAUAGCGUCUGGCUACACCGAUGCUGAUCCUCCCUAUCGGAUGGAUCUGGCCAACAUCCGCCACAACCUGAAGGAAAUAAUGCCACAACCGCAGCUGGAGUCCGUGCCCUUCAUGAUGGCUGCGUACAACAAGUGCGAGAUAUUUCGCACGCUCCAUGCGGGACGCUUCACACUCCACCUGCCGGAUAUUGAAUUCAUCGAGGAGCCGUGCAACCCGUUCGCCCUGCAGCUCACCAUCUGUGUGCGAAUGCUGGCCAUGCAAAAAUGCCCCACUCGCUUCUACCUGGACACCGAGGAGUGUCGCCUGGCCAGGAACUAUUUCACGCAGUGCGUCGGCGAUAUUGAAACGAAUCUUGGCUGAAGUUCGAAUGGAACUCAACUGCAAAACUGAAACUGAAAAUGUGUGUGAAAGUUCAUAAAG